This is a messenger RNA of Paramacrobiotus metropolitanus, 1391 nucleotides long. RefSeq lists its product as uncharacterized. The transcript is spliced from 2 exons. The record is from RefSeq and is a predicted model, not a curated record. Lineage: Eukaryota; Metazoa; Tardigrada; Eutardigrada; Parachela; Macrobiotidae. The coding region runs from base 32 to 1339 and encodes 435 amino acids.
CACUUUUUGAAUCGGCCUAACACUAAUUAAGAUGGCGAUUUCCCGGCAAUCCAGCAAGAUAUUCCUGAUAUUUCUUGUGACGAUUCUAUUCUCUGCGCAGAAAUCAGCUGUCCAUUCUGUUGUGCCUGUCACUGUUCAUCUGCGCUCGCGCAACCCAGCAAAUAACUCGCGAACUGAUGGAUUUAAUUUGACGGGCACCGUUCAACAGAAUGACACGCAGCUGGCUUGUCGAAGUUACAAUUCAUCAACAUGUCCUGUUGACCUCACGCUUUGCUCCUGCGAUUUUUCCCAUCUCAGCGACAAGGCCUUAGCGAUCGAUGCCCGGUCCAUCGUGAUUGGCGAGAAAUCCGGCAACAUUAUAUGCGCAGAAACUUGUCCGCUCGGCACACUUCGCUCGCUUCCAUCGCGUUCAAAUUUGACUUCGGUGAGACUGGUCAGCGUCUGGCUGGAUUCCGAGGAAAAUCCGUUUCCCGUCGGGGAUUUCCUGGCCAACGUCAAGGCGAUUUUAACCACUCUGGAACUGGUGAAGAUCUAUAUACCCUCAAUUACACGCCAGACAUUUGCCGGGUUUGCGGCGCUGGAGCGGCUGCAGCUGCACGACAACCGUCUGUCAACGAUCGCCGACGCAUUCGUCGCGCUGGACGAAGGGCUGAAAUUUCCCGCGAGAAAGGCAUGGACUCCCAAAUUAAGGACGGUGGACAUCAGUUAUAAUAAAGUGCCGCUGAUCGACUGGUCAAUUUUUCAACCGCUGAAUCGCAGCAUCAAGGAGAUUUUUCUAAUCGAUGACCAAAUUCAGAUCAUCUUCCUCAGUCCCGAACACCGACCAUUCGUCCUGCACAACGUGGAAACGGUGCAGCUGUGCGGCAGCAAGCUCUUCAGCUUGGACAACCGCUUUCUGCGUAGUAUAGCCUCGUCUCGCGGGCGGCCGUACCUAAACCUGGACCGGAAUAUAUUUUGCGUGACCAACAAUCAGUGUCGGUGCUCCGAGCUGACCAACCUCUGGGUCUGGCUGAAGAAGAGACCUCUCGGCCACACCCAUCCGAGUACUGCCCAGAACAACGUUGAUAGCGGGGAUGUGGUGACGUGUGGCAACUUCACCAGCGGGACAGUGGAAGAUGUUAAUCUCACUACGCGUUGGGAGGAUAUUCAACGCGGGAGGCGGUACCGUGGAUCCUAUGUUACCGCUCUAGCCACAUGUAAUCGGAGGACAGUGCGCACGCCGGCGAAAUUUCUUGCUUGCUUUGUGGAGAGGGCAACCACUGCUGUGAGGCGCGACGCACCGGAAAUUGUUGACGUAAAACAGUUGAAUUUAACGGGGAACGUUUCGCUUGCACCUUGAGUCUGGCCGAAGCGUUUAUAAUUGUUUCUUAAUUGCAUGUCCCGAUUAUCAG